AUGAGUUCUUGCAGCAACGUCUGUGGGUCCAAGCAGGCACAGGCUGCUACUGAGGGCGGGUACCAGCGCUAUGGAGUCCGGUCCUACCUGCACCAGUUUUAUGAGGACUGUACCACCUCGAUCUGGGAGUAUGAGGAUGAUUUCCAGAUCCAGAGAUCACCUAACAGGUGGAGCUCAGUAUUCUGGAAGGUUGGACUCAUCUCGGGCACAGUCUUCGUGAUUCUCGGAUUGACUGUCCUGGCAGUGGGCUUUCUUGUGCCCCCCAAAAUCGAAGCCUUUGGUGAGGCCAAUUUCGUGAUGGUGGACACACACGCUGUCCAGUUUAAUGGAGCCCUUGACAUGUGCAAGCUGGCGGGCGCCGUGCUCUUCUGCAUCGGGGGCACAUCCAUGGCAGGGUGCCUGCUGAUGUCGGUGUUCACAAAAAGCUACUCCAAAGAAGAGAAAUUCCUUCAGCAAAAGUUUAAAGAGCGAAUCGCAGACAUCAAGGCCCACCCCCAGCCCAUUACAAGAGCUCCAGGCCCGGGAGAAACAAAGAUACCAGUCACUUUGUCCAGGGUUCAAAAUGUCCAGCCCAUAGCAGCAACCUGA
Molecule: messenger RNA, 588 nt
Organism: Balaenoptera ricei (Rice's whale)
Lineage: Eukaryota; Metazoa; Chordata; Mammalia; Artiodactyla; Balaenopteridae
Gene: NRSN1
Product: neurensin 1
Exons: 2
Coding region: 1-588 (195 amino acids)
Biological process (GO): nervous system development
Cellular component (GO): neuronal cell body; neuron projection; transport vesicle
Source: RefSeq, a predicted model, not a curated record